Molecule: messenger RNA, 2692 nt
Organism: Didymodactylos carnosus
Lineage: Eukaryota; Metazoa; Rotifera; Eurotatoria; Philodinida; Philodinidae
Source: the annotation of a GenBank genome assembly
CGACACCUUGACAGUUCAGAACGUCAACUGAUGAAGUAGCGUUGAGAGUUCAGAACGUCAACGGCAAAACCGUUUCCGUUCUCGUUUAAAAUUUUGCCAAACCAACGUGAACGGCUACAGCCCUAAUCUUGAGUGACAGAUUCAAGAAUCCAAGAUCUUGAAACAUCUGGCUUACUCCACUCAAGAUCUUGAAAUUUCUUAACCCAAGAUCUUGGAUGAAGUAAGCCAGGAUGUUUAAAGAUCUUGGGUGAAAGAUUCAAGAAUCCAGGAUCUUGUGGCAUUUCUUAUCCCAAGAUCGUCAGUACAAGAAGUUUCACCAGGGUAUAUUUCGAAACUAUUUUGUGGAUUUUCUAUCUUUGACCACUUACUGCGUGACAAGGCUAGAUGUGGAGAUGAAGCAAAUCGCGAAGUAGUGGACAGAAUUACGAAGCAUUUGAUUAAGAAAUAGUCCACUAAGUAAGUCGUGCAAUGUAAUGGUAUUGUUUUUCCUGAUAUCGUUCUAGCUGCAUUAUAUUGCAGACAUCUGUCUACGGUCAGUCUGCUGAUCAUUAUGAUUCAACGUCAGAGGACCGAGUGAAUCAAAGAUGCGCGUUACUUGUUCUUUUCGUUUCUUUCUAUUCUUCAUUACCAUAAAGAUAGUGAGGCGAAAACAAGAAAUAUGCCGAAGACUUCUUCGAAGUUGAAACGUCAUGAAAUAAAUCAAGAAAACGGAAAGAAACGAUUUCAUUCAGCUAACUUCAAAAUGACCUUCCUUAAACGCAAUCAAAUUUUUUUUUGAUAGUUAUAUAGAAUAUUCUGAGGUUAUACAUAUGAAAUGCCUCAAUACCUGAGAAUAGGAUCUUUGACAGAGGUGUGUAAACUAACACCUUCAGUUAAGGAUAAUUGAAUCGAACUUGCAUGUUAUCUGCAUAUAAAAGUUUUCAAUUUUAAUCAGCAGAUUCAUUUUAGAGAAUAGUUGUAGUCCCAAAACUACAUGAAAUUAUCCCUCUUCUUUCUCAGUAAGAUCUGCGUUUCUACAUGUAACAGAGAGAUUUUACAGAAAAAAAUCGAUUUAGUAACUUAGUGACUCGAUGGGCUUUUGAGCUGUUCUUCGUUCAGAUUUUAUAAAAUACUGUCAUGUAUUUUAUAGUACUUGGCUGUGUAUCCUUUGUAUGUGGCUAUUUGCAACAAGUCUGUUUUACUUUGUCAUCGGAGAGACAGACAGCUCGAAUACGUAAAAAGCUCUUUCGAUCUAUACUGGAUAAAGUUUGUAUGACUACUGUAAUGUUUUGUACUCACAUAACAAUUAUUUGAGUUUAGAAUAUUGAAUAUUUUGAUGUAAACAAAGUGGGUGAAUUAAAUACAGUACUAUUUGAGUAAGUCUACACUAGUUAACCGAUCCACUCUUUUCUUAUUUUUCUUCUAAAGUCACAUCAAUAAAGUAAACGAUGGUAUUGGUCCAAGAUUGGGUUUAAUUAUUAUGAAUGUUUCUUUGUUAAUAGCGGGUAUUGUUGUAGCAUUCACAGUUAAUUGGAAAUUAUCUUUAGUAAUUUUAACAAUUUCACCAAUAAUAUUUAUUGCCACCAUCAUUGGUGCAAAAAUUGUAAGUCUCUCGAUAAUGAGAGAAUUGGCAGCCUAUUCUAAAGCUGAUUAUGUUGCUCAAGAAGUCUUUGGUGCAGUUCGAACUGUAUUUGCCUUUAAUGGACAAGAAUAUGAACAGCAACGCUAUACUCUACCCCACUUUCAAAUAGUUUCUGAAGCUUGUGGUGCUGUUCAGCGAGUUUUGCAAAUUAUUGACCAUAAUACGUCAAAUGAGCAAAAAAAUGAAAAGAGAGAUGAAAAUCCUGAUAUAGAAGGAGAUAUUGAAUUUGAUAAUGUUCAUUUUUCUUAUCCAGCAAGACAAGACACAAAAAUAUUAGAUGGACUAAGUUUUUCAAUUAAAACCGGUGAAACAGUUGCGUUAUGUGGUCAGAGUGGUUCUGGUAAAAGCACCAUUAUGCAUCUUCUACUGAGAUUUUAUGAACUUGAAACAAGCAAUUCGUCAUCAGGCUCUAUUCGAAUUGGUAACCACUUACUGAAAGAGUACAAUUUAGAACGGUUAAGAAAACAGAUUGGUGUUGUCGGUCAGGAACCGGUUCUGUUCAGUACGACGAUUUAUGAGAACAUUCAAUAUGGAAAAGAAAAUGCAACAAGAGAAGAAAUUGAGGAUGCAGCUAAACAAGCAAAUGCGCACGAAUUUAUCAUGAAACUGCCAGACAGAUAUCAAACGCUAGUUGGAGAACGAGGAAUACAGUUGUCUGGAGGUGAAAAACAACGAGUUGCCAUCGCACGUGCUCUUAUUAAUCAGCCGAAAUUGUUGCUGUUGGAUGAAGCGACAAGUGCAUUAGAUAAUGAAAGUGAAAGACUUGUUCAAGAUGCGUUACAUCGUGCAUGCAAAGGUCGAACAACGAUUAUAAUCGCUCAUCGUCUGUCAACAAUAAGAAACGUUGACCGAAUCUAUGUUCUUCACAAAGGGCGAACUAUUGAGCAGGGCAAUCAUGAAACACUGAUUGGAAGUCGAGGGUAUUAUUAUUCAAUAAUUCAGAUACAACAGCAACCAGAUGUCGAUAGCGAUGGACAGCAGCAGGAAGAAGAGGAAAUGGAAGAGGAAGAAGAAGAAUGCGAAGAUAACUCCCGAAAAAGUAUAGUAAUUUUUAUGAAUUAUCGUGAAUAA